ACUGAGCUGCGGCGAGCGAGCGAACAGCAGCAGAAAAACCCUCCAGCUCCUGCUGACAUUUUAUAUUCCGACACAGCCGUUUAAAAAUCGGUGAAUUCGGGCGCUGAGAUGCCGGGCAUGAUGGACAAAGGCUCGGAGUAUCUGGGGAAAGGUCGCUCCAACGGCACGAAGAGUCCGUCCAACGCUUCUAACGGACAUUUUUCUGACGAAAGCGGCAGCGACGACGAGCACGAUGUCGGGAUGCGAGUCGGAGCCGAUUACCAGGCCAACAUUCCCGAGUUUGAGCCCGGCUCCACCAAGUACACAGACAAAGACAGCGGGGGGAUGCUGGUCUGGUCUCCCUAUCACACCAUCGUCGACUCCAAGCUGGAUGAAUACAUCGCUAUCGCCAAAGAGAAACAUGGAUACAACGUGGAGCAGGCUCUCGGCAUGCUCUUCUGGCACAAACACAACAUAGAGAAGUCUCUGGCCGACCUGCCAAACUUCACUCCGUUUCCAGACGAGUGGACGGUGGAGGACAAGGUGCUGUUUGAACAGGCCUUCAGCUUCCACGGCAAGAGCUUCCACCGCAUCCAGCAGAUGUUACCGGACAAAUCCAUCUCCAGUCUGGUGAAGUACUACUACUCGUGGAAGAAGACCCGCUCCAGAACCAGUCUGAUGGACCGGCAGGCUCGUAAACUGGCCAGCAGGAACAACCAGGACGACAGGUACCGCUCGUGUUCUGUCUCAGCGACGGCUGAAAACUCAAAGACUUCCUGUUUCGAUGAAGAGAUGGAGGAAGCCAAUCCCAUCGAAGCCAACGACAGCGACUAUGACCCCAACAAGGAAGCUAAGAAAGAGAACCAGGUGGAGCUGCCGGUGCCGGGCGCUAAGGUGGCUCUGGGUCGACGGGAGCACCAGACCCUGCAGCACCGACACCACCAGCGCUCCCGCUGCCGGCCCCCCAAAGGCAUGUACCUGACCCAGGAAGACGUGGUGGCCGUGUCCUGCAGCGCCUCCGCCGCCAACACCCUCCUCCGUCAGCUGGACAUGGAGCUGGUGUCCCUCAAGAGACAGGUCCAGAACGCCAAACAGAUGAACAGCGGACUCAAACACAUGUUGGAGUCUGGGAUCGAAGAGUUCAGGCUGCCUGAGUGUAACCAGAAGGUGAACGCUCGCUGGACCACGGACGAGCAGCUCCUGGCUGUUCAAGGUGUCAGGAAGUACGGGAAGGACUUUCAGGCCAUCGCAGACGUGAUAGGCAACAAGACGGUGGGCCAGGUGAAGAACUUCUUUGUGAACUACCGGCGGCGCUUCAACCUGGAGGAGGUGUUGCAGGAGUGGGAGGCCGAGCAGGGGACGCGAGCGCCCAACGGAGACAGCGCCACCUCUGGAGAGGAGGGGAAGAACAGCUCCACCACUCCGUCAGGGAAGAGCACCGACGAAGAAGACGAAGAGGGUCAGGUGACCUCCUCAGGUGCGUCUCCUGCUGCCUCCUCUUCUUCUAUUUCAGCUCAGACUCCGGUGACGUCCAGCACCACCUCCUCCUCUUCCCUCCACCAGCCCCCUCCUCUCCUGCGGCCCUCCCUGCCGGCCACGCCGUCCCUGCACCGCCAGCCGCCGCCCCUCCAACAGCAGGCCCGUUUCCUGCAGCCCCGCCCCACACUGCAGCAGCCCCCGCCUCUUAUCCGCCCCUCCAACCCCCUGCCCCCCCGCCUCAACCCUCGCCCUCCCGCCCCCAUGACCCUUGGCGGCAACCUCGGGGGGUCAGGCUCAAGCUCCGCCCAGCAGCCCUUGGGUCUGGCCAUCCACCAAUCAGAGACGGCCUCGUCCUCCUCCCUUCACUAACGAACGUCGGACUGAGUUUCUGUUGAAGAGACAAGAAAGAAAAUAAUCACUCUCAAUCUGAAGCUGCAGCGUUCAGGUCCUGUGGGAAAAUCUGAGUGACAGAGCUUUUCCACUCUGACACAUUUACACAAAACAAAAUGAGAAAUCUUAAUCUGAGUUUUUAAUAUUUGGUGAGUGUUUGUGUAUGUGUUCGGGGUUGAAGUUUGCAUUUCCCACAGGACUUAAAUGCAGCGUACCUGUUGGCUGAUGGGAACAUGGUUCUAAAAUCUUUGUCUCAUUAAAGGAGCUUUGACUAGAAGUCAUCCAGUCCGAACACAGAUGAUUAAAUCAGUGUCUUUUCAGUCAUCAGCUAAUCCUCAACUGACAUGUGGCGUCCCUCAGGGUUCAAUCCUGGGUCCCUUCUUUUUCUCCAUGAGUAUGUCUCCACCUUUUCCGCCAUCAGUUUGGUUCCUUAACCACAAAAAAAAAUGACAUCAGCACUUCCUGUAAAACCCGUUUCAAAGCCAGUGAUUUAAUAAAAAACGCCUUUUUUAAUUCAAUAAGACUAAGAGUCAACAGCCAUGCUAGCAGCCCUGGAAGCUGUACUGAGGCAUUAAGUUAUAUGCUAAUGUCAGCAUGCUAACAUACACAUUAUCAGUGCUAACAUGCUGAAGUGUAGCAGGUAUAAUGUUUACUAUGUUCACCAUUUUAACAUGUUAGCAUGCUAACAUUUGUUAGUUAGCACAAACAUGUUGAUGUUUAGCAGGUAUAAUGUUUGCUAUGUUCACCAUCUUCGUUUGAUAUGAUAGCAUGCUAACAUUUGCUAGUUAGCACAAAGUAGUAGAGCUGAAAUCAGUGUGAUUUAUGGAAGUUCAGUUUCAGUCUUAUGAUGUCAUCCUUCUGUCAGGAUUUAACGAACUCAUGAUCUCUCCUCUAGCACCACCUCAGGACAAACUCAAUGUUUUUAGCUCCACAUGUCAGGAUGUUCAUAUUGUGGUUGUAAUGAACAGUGCAGCCUCUAGGGGGGUGUUAGCAAGACUGUAAACUGUUAGCUUUGUGUUUAAAGGCUUAGUCUGGAGAUUUUUCUUACUGUCAACAAAUCUUGUGCAGACUCGAACCAACAACGUGUCAGUCCGUCUCUCAACACUGUCAGACUUCCCUCCUCCGCCUGUGGCUCUCAGCUCCGAGCUCAUUGGUUCCUACUGAAGAGGGUAAUAUCUCACAAAUGUAAAGUUUCAUUUAUAAAAACACUCAGUCAUUUCCUGACACAGCUGGAUACUGUUGUUUUCAUCAAACAAACAGGGGGUAAUAGUGCGUUUGGGUGAGACUAUUUGCUCCGGUGUGUUUUUGGGGUUGGACAGUGUACGUGUGAUAUUUUUAUUCCUCCGUGCCGGCGACAGUCAGAGCAGCAGCCAUUUUGUUUUUGGCUUGUCCGUCCCAUUCUUGUGGACACGAUAUCUCCGUAACGCCUUGAGGGAAUUUCUUCAAAUUUAGUAAAAACCUGGACUCAAGGAUGAACUGAUUAGACUUUGGUGGCUAAAGGUCAAAGGUCAAAGUCACAGUGACCUGACAAAAUUAUAUUGAUAUUGGCCUUGUGAAUGCAAUAUUUCAAAAACUCCUCAAGGGAAUCACUUCAAAUUUGGCGCAAAUGUUAAAUUGGACUCAAGGACGAACUGAUUAGAUUUUUGGGGAUCAAAGGUCAAAGGUCAGUGUGACCUCUGGAAAAACAGGGAUGUAACCUGCUUGAUUCCAGUUUAUUGUUGACAUGAGGAUUUGAUACACACCACACUUGUUAGUAGGAGACACUCAGUGCUGGUUUGUUUCUGCACAUGAAGAUUUGUUGACAAGAGGAAACUUGUAGAAUAUCACUUGUACAGAUGGGAACAGGUGGAGAUGAAGCUGGAGGCCUCAGUGUUGUGUACAGUAGCAUUAGACAUCAACAUGUACAGUUUGGUAUUUAUUUGAGUGAUUUGUAAACCGCUGUCCAUCUGAUCAGUUGUUCAUAACGUACAAACAGCUGCGUACGUUUGUUUUUAUAGUUGAUUCGAUGCUUUUUGAAAACACUAAAGCUUCACCCGGACGCCCUCCAGUAUGUGUAGAAAUGUCUCUGUCAAUGUUCUGUUGUUGGGGUUAAUGUUCUCAGAGUAGCUGUUGUUUUGUUUUUGUUUUUCUCCACAUGUUGAAGAUUCAUUUGAAAACUAAAAACCUAUUUCACCAUCCGCUGGACUCGGGAGCUUCAGAUGUGCUGUCAAGUCUGUCUUCUUAUUAUUUAUUCUUAUUAUUCCUGGUGCUACCAGUUUGGACUUGGUGUGAAAAAGUCAUUGUGAAAGUGCUCUUAAAGCUUUUUGGACAAACAUGUAUCACAGCAUUUAAUGUAACUGGAAUCAUAGAGUCCUGGAGUUUCAGUAGAACCUGUAAAAUAUUGAUGUUAAGACGAAGCUGCUGAGAUUUCUCUCUGAGGUUGUUGCUCAUUCUCAUUAAAAUCUACAUUUGUACCAUC
Molecule: messenger RNA, 4306 nt
Organism: Seriola aureovittata
Lineage: Eukaryota; Metazoa; Chordata; Actinopteri; Carangiformes; Carangidae
Gene: rcor3
Product: REST corepressor 3
Exons: 12
Coding region: 109-1827 (572 amino acids)
Biological process (GO): regulation of transcription by RNA polymerase II; negative regulation of DNA-templated transcription
Cellular component (GO): transcription regulator complex; histone deacetylase complex
Molecular function (GO): transcription corepressor activity
Source: RefSeq, a predicted model, not a curated record